Messenger RNA from Rasamsonia emersonii CBS 393.64, 1755 nucleotides. RefSeq names its product 60S ribosomal protein L9-B. Gene Ontology annotation, cellular component: ribosome; cytosolic large ribosomal subunit. The transcript has 11 exons. Gene Ontology annotation, molecular function: structural constituent of ribosome; rRNA binding. Gene Ontology annotation, biological process: cytoplasmic translation. NCBI's taxonomy places the organism in Eukaryota, Fungi, Ascomycota, Eurotiomycetes, Eurotiales, Trichocomaceae. Bases 1 to 1755 code for a protein of 584 amino acids. The record is from RefSeq and is a predicted model, not a curated record.
AUGCGGUCGCAACGUCGCAUGAGGCUAUACUUGAUGGCCGCCUUGGCGGUCUUCUUUGUGAUUCUCUAUCUCACGACCGAUGCAGGAGGGAUUCAGAAUCACAAGUUCUACAAAUCCACAGUGGCUGCCAUGGACAGAGCCCGAGCGGCGAAGAAUGCUCCGACAAAUGAGAAUGCGCAUAUCCAGAAGCUGGACUCUCCAGUCGCCGCAGACGAGAAGGUGUUACGAGUGAACAAAGACAAUCCCGACACCGCAUCCAACGACAAGUCGGAGGAGAUGGAAGAGAUCGCCGUCGCAGGAAGAACAAAGAUGCAGGUUCCAAAGCAGAGGGAGGACCAAAAGCCUGCAGCAGAGACGAAGAGGCCGCAGGGAGCCGACACUGAGAGCAAGGAGGACGUCGAGGCCAAGACAGAGCUGAAUGAUAUCUUGAAGCGAUCACCAAUAAUUAUCUUCUCAAAGUCCUACUGCCCCUACAGCGCUAGAGCCAAGUCGAUACUCAUGGACAAAUACUCCAUUGUGCCUGCACCCUUCGUUGUCGAGCUCGAUCAACAUCCAUUGGGGCCACGGCUUCAGCAGCUCCUGGCCGAGAGUACGGGGCGUCGCACAGUCCCUAAUAUUAUGGUGAAUGGACAAAGCAUCGGUGGUGGAGACGAUAUCGCUGCACUAGACAGGGAUGAUGAAUUGGCGUCCAAAAUCAAAUCUCUAGGUGCUUUGGUAUAUCGGGGAUCCAGAGGGGCUAUUGGCCGUAUAGAUGAUGCAUGUUACUUGUAUGAGUUUUUGUGUCCAGACUUUCAUACUGCUCUAAGAACCUUAGAUUGGAGAAUGUCUCACAAUUCUGAACAUCAACUUGUCAGUACGAGCGAAUUCGACGCACAACCCGUGCGCACCUCGAAUUUCGCUCCACCAAAGGCUUCUGCUCGUCGAAUUUCCAUCGACGACCGACCGCACCGCACGUCGACGACAAACGACGAUCCUCCUCCUCUCCUCCUCCUCGGUCAUAAUUUCACGCCACUCAGAGAGGCAAGAUGCGGUACAUUCACUCCGAGGAGACGCUGCCAAUCCCCGAGAAUGGGAACAGAGAUAUAUGCUCAGUUUCAUGUUGCGCCGGGUGGGACGGAGACCAAUGAAUGGAAAGAGGCCGAUGGGCAUUUUAGGAAGAUGAUUGCUUUGGAAAAUGCGUUCAAUUGCGACGAGGAGCUGACCAGUGUCUUUUUUCCUAUAGUGAAAAUUCACAUUCGUUCGCGGGUUGUCACCGUUGAGGGUCCUCGAGGCAAGCUGACCAAGGACCUCUCCCACAUUGCCGUGACAUUCGGUCGCCCAUCCAAGAAUGUCAUCUCCAUUCAGAUGCACCACGGCUCCCGCAAGAGUGUUGCUGCCCUCCGCACUGUCCGCACCAUCAUCAACAACCUGAUCAUCGGUGUCACCAAGGGCUUCCUCUACAAGAUGCGCUACGUCUACGCCCACUUCCCCAUCAACGUCAACAUUGAGAAGAACAAGGAGACCGGUCUGUAUGAGGUUGAGAUCAGAAACUUCCUUGGUGAGAAGAUCGUGCGCCGCGUGACUGCCCAGCCUGGUGUCGAGGUGUCCAUCUCUCCCAACGUCAAGGAUGAGCUCCAGCUCUCUGGAAACUCCCUUGAGGGUGUGUCGCAGAGUGCUGCCGACAUCCAGCAGAUCUGCCGAGUCCGCAACAAGGAUAUCCGGAAGUUCCUGGACGGUCUGUACGUGUCGGAGCGGACCAACGUUGUUCAGGACUAA